AUGGCCAUCGCUCCUGGGUAUCCCGGCUUGGAAGUCACGAUCAACGUUGAUGGUCAGCCGUUGCAUGAGUAUGACGACGACGAUGAGGAUCCGGCACCGAAGGCGACCACAAAGUACAUCGAGGCGCGCUCAGAUAGCAACUUCUCGAUCGUAACUAGAUUCAGUGCCUCUUUUUCGACUCAGUACCAUGUUAGGGGGCGGCUAUCGAUUGACGGAGUCAAGAUGGCCUCAUGGUUCUGGCUACGAGAGGACCUUCUUAGAAAACCGUUCGAGAGGACCUCUAUUCGUUGGCAAGAAGGUGGACAACCGGUCAAGCAAAAGUUCUCUUUUGCUAAGCUGAACAUUGUCGAAGAGGCUCGUGGAUCUGUCCCUGAUGUUGCUGCGCUGAAGCAAAGCCUCAGUACUACAGGGUGUAUCACUUUAUCCUUCCAGCUCAUCAAGAGUUACCGAGAAAUUGAAGAGAAAUCUUUCUCUGCGCAGGUCCAGCUUGCAGCUCUGGAGGAAAUCCCCGAGAAGGCGCUCAAGGGUGGCGCGCUAUCGCACCAGAUAGUUCUGUCAAAACCUGAAAAGUGCUCGAGGUACUCAACACCUCGCUACGGAGACUACGAUUACCUAGACAAAGAGCCAUUCGCAACGUUCCACUUCAAAUACCGAUCACUUGUCAACGACCCUGCCCCUGUUCCUCUGGAAGAAAGGCCCGAAGAAGACCUUACACCUGCCGAGCUGAGAGAGCUGCUACGGCGCGUACGGAGACGAGAAUCAGAAAGCGCUUCUAUCAAGCAAGAACCCGAAGCUACUAUCAGAGUCAAGCGCGAGAGGACCACCAACGACGGUGAUGAGGUGACCUAUGUCGAGACGCGCCAACGCAAACGUCCGCAUGUGGAGCAAGAAAUUAUUGUGAUAGACUGA
Alternaria infectoria is the source of this 909-nucleotide messenger RNA. RefSeq lists its product as uncharacterized. The record is from RefSeq and is a predicted model, not a curated record. NCBI's taxonomy places the organism in Eukaryota, Fungi, Ascomycota, Dothideomycetes, Pleosporales, Pleosporaceae. Bases 1 to 909 code for a protein of 302 amino acids. The transcript has 5 exons.